UUCGGCGCGGGUUGCCAAAGGUGGGUGCGGGGAGGUGCAAAAAAUAUGGAACGCUUCACGAAUUUGCGUGUCAUCCUUGCGCAGGGGCCAUGCUAAUCUUCUCUGUAUCGUUCCAAUUUUAGUAUAUGUGCUGCCGAAGCGAGCACGAAUCCCUCUUCCCCCACAGGGCAAUUUAAAGGCUUGGGAUAGCAAUGUUUUAAGGUCAGGGUGACCCAAUGGGGGCUUGUUAUUAAAGGCAUAAUUAGCCCCUAGAAUUUUUCACAGUGGGUCGCCCCUUUAUUUUCCUUGGAUUUCCCUAAAAUAUCCGAAAUCCGCCGAUUAUGUUUGCUCUCUGUGCCCGGUGGGUUCUGGGUAGUUUCUUAUGCUAAUUAAGACCCCUGGCCGGCUCUCUGAGGGUGUCCGCGGCGGUGCCUGAGCGCGCGGCGCAGGCGCGGCUGGGGCAGCCCGCGGAGGCGCCGGGGUCCUGGCGAGCGGCGGGUGCCGGUGAGUGCGGCGGGAGCGGGAGCGGCGGAGGGACUCCUGAGGCAGCCCCGACCCCCUCCUGUGGCAUUCCCGCCAGCCCCGGCAACCUCCGGCACCUCCCCGUGUCCACCCCGAGUCCGUCCCCGGGUUCCCCCGCCCGCCGUAGGGGCCGGGCCGGCGGGAUGGACCUGGCGUACGUGUGCGAGUGGGAGAAGAAACCCAAGAGCAACCACUGCCCCUCCAUCCCCCUCGUGUGCGCCUGGUCCUGCCGCAACCUCAUCGCCUUCACCACCGACCUCCGCAAUGAGGAGGAGAAAGAUCUCACCCACAUGGUCCAUAUCAUUGACACCGAGCACCCCUGGGAUGUCUACUCUGUGAACUCGGGCCACACUGAAGUCAUCACGUGUCUGGAGUGGGAUCAGUCAGGCUCCAGGCUGCUCUCGGCAGAUGCUGAUGGCCACAUCAAGUGCUGGAGCAUGACAGAUCACCUGGCCAACAGCUGGGAGAACACGGUGGGCAGCGUGGUGGAGGGGGACCCAGUGGUGGCCCUGUCCUGGCUGCACAACGGUGUCAAGCUGGCAUUGCAUGUGGAGAAGUCUGGAGCCUCGAACUUCGGCGAGAAGUUUUCCCGGGUGAAAUUCUCUCCGUCGCUGACGCUGUUUGGUGGGAAGCCCAUGGAGGGCUGGAUUGCCGUGACCAUCAGUGGGCUGGUCACCGUGUCCCUCCUCAAGCCCAACGGGCAGGUGCUGACGGCCACCGAGAGCCUGUGCCGCCUCCGCUGCCGCGUGGCCUUGGCCGACGUCGCCUUCACGGGCGGGGGCAACAUCGUGGUGGCCACGUCUGACGGCAGCAGCACGUCCCCCGUGCAGUUCUACAAGGUCUGCGUCAGCGUGGUGAACGAGAAGUGCAAGAUCGACACCGAGAUCCUGCCGAGCCUCUUCAUGCGCUGCACCACGGACCCCGCGCGCAAGGACAAGUACCCGGCCAUCACCCACCUGAAGUUCCUGGCUCGGGACAUGUCAGAGCAGGUGCUGCUUUGUGCUUCCAGCCAAAACAACAGCAUUGUGGAGUGCUGGUCCCUUAGGAAGGAGGGCCUGCCUGUCAACAACAUCUUCCAGCAAAUCUCUCCCGUGGUGGGAGACAAGCAGCCCAUGAUCCUGAAGUGGCGGAUCCUGUCUGCCACCAACGACCUGGACCGGGUGUCGGCUGUGGCGCUGCCAAAGCUGCCAAUCUCCCUGACCAACACCGAUCUGAAGGUGGCAAAUGACACCAAGUUCUUCCCUGGACUGGGCCUGGCCUUGGCUUUCCAUGAUGGCAGUGUCCACAUCGUGCACCGGCUGUCGCUGCAGAUGAUGGCCGUGUUCUACGGCUCCUCCUCGCAGCGCCCUGUGGAUGAGCCGGCCCUCAAGCGCCCGCGCACCGCGGGGCCCCUGGUGCACUUCAAGGCCAUGCAGCUCUCCUGGACCUCGCUGGCCCUGGCUGGCGUGGACAGUCACGGGAAGCUGAGCAUGCUCCGCAUCUCCCCCUCCAUGGGCCACGUGCUGGACAUGAACAUGUCCCUGCGGCACUUGCUGUUCCUGCUGGAGUACUGCAUGGUGACCGGCUACGACUGGUGGGACAUCCUGCUCCACGUCCAGCCCAGCAUGGUGCAGAACCUGGUGGAGAAGCUGCACGAGGAGUACAUGCGUCAGAACGCGGCCCUGCAGCAGGUGCUCUCCACACGCAUUGUUGCCAUGAAGGCGUCGCUGUGCAAGCUCUCCUCCAGCACCAUCGCCCGUGUGUGUGACUACCACGCCAAGCUCUUCCUCAUCGCCAUCAGCUGCACCCUGAAGUCGCUGCUGCGUCCACACUUCCUCAACACCCCUGACAAGAGCCCUGGGGACCGGCUCACCGAGAUCUGCUCCAAGAUCACGGAUGUAGACAUUGACAAGGUGAUGAUUAACCUGAAAACGGAAGAGUUUGUCCUGGAGAUGACGACGUUGCAAUCCCUGCAGCAGCUCAUCCAGUGGGUGGGGGAUUUUGUGCUCUACCUGCUGGCCAGCCUUCCCAACCAGGGCUCCCCGGUGCGCCCUGGCCACAGCUUCCUGCGCGACGGCGCGUCCCUCGGCAUGUUCCGGGAGCUCAUGGUGGUGAUCCGCAUCUGGGGGCUGCUGAAGCCCAGCUGCCUCCCCGUGUACACAGCAACCUCAGACACCCAGGACAGCAUGUCCCUGCUCUUCCGGCUCCUGACCAAGCUCUGGCUGUGCUGCCGUGAGGAAAAUCACAUCACGGAGCCUGAUGAUGCCCUGAUCGAUGAGUGCUGCCUCCUGCCCAGCCAGCUGCUCAUUCCCAACAUUGACUGGCUGCCCAUCAACGAUGGCAUCAUCAGCAAGCUGCAGAACAAGCAGCUGGUUCGCCUGCAGUUUGGGAAGGCUCCCGGGCUCGUUGGCCACACUGUCUCUUCCCAGUUCGAUGCCUUUGUCAGGGCCCCUGGACAGCCCAAAAUUGACCACCUGAGGCGGCUGCACCUGGGCGCGUACCCAACAGAGGAAUGCAAGUCCUGUACCAGGUGUGGCUGUGUCACCAUGCUGAAGUCACCCAACAAGGUGACAGCAGUGAAGCAGUGGGAGCAGCGCUGGAUCAAGAACUGCCUGUGUGGGGGGCUGUGGAGGAAGAUGCCCCUCAGCUACUCCUGAGCCCUUCCUGGGGUGCAGUGGGAGCCAAGAGCUGCACAGGGCUCCCUUCACUGAGGUUUUGGGACAAGGGAAUGGCAGCUCCUUUCCCUCCUGCUGGAAAAGCUGCUGCUGUUCAUCCUUGGUUGAGCUGUGCUGGAAAACAGAGCUGAGGGAGCUCUGCCUCUUUUACCAGGGAAGAGCUGGAAAGGAAUGCCAGAGGUUUCCCCAUCAUUUGGGGCCCAGGAGGGGAGAGUCUGGUUGUGUUUUGGGGCUGUGCCAACACAGCAGUGAUGUCCUGGCAGCUGCCCUGGCCUAGGCAGAGUGGUGAUGGGGCAGCUGGUGAGGAACAGAGCCCAGCUGAGGGGAGCACAGCUGGUACCUCACAUCCAUCCUGUGCCUCCGGCUCCACGUGGGCUGGGCAUUCCUAAUCCUGCUGCAAACUCAUCCCUGAGACAGGAGUUGGCUCCUGUGUGCCCAUCAAUGGUGGAAUGGGAGCAGGAAUGUGAGUGCUGCCUUUGCCUCUUAUUGUAAAUAAAAAUUCUCCUAAUUUUGUACAGAACCAUGUGGUUUGUUUCUGUGGUGUGACGUGGCUGCCCAGCGUGGGGCUGGGGCAGCAGGAGGGCUGCCAGAGCAUCUGUCAGGAAAGGAACCACCAUUGUUGGGAAAAGGGGAAGGGGAAAUGGAUGUUUUCAAGUUUCACCUUAUUUUCCUCACUCGAGGAAAAAACAUCAGAUCCUUGGGGUUGUGUAAGCCUCCAGCUUCAGCAAGGCUGGACACUUGAGCUUGCCAGAGGAAGAGCAUUUCUGGUGCAGCCAAAAGUCCUUUCAGACUUUUGCCUUCCUUUGCCCUCAGCUGCUGCUGCCCCAGGCAGGAAAUCACAACCUCCUGGAGCCAGCGUGGCUGUGCCUGUGGACCCCCAGCCCUUCGGGGGUGAUCUGGCCAGCUCCUCUCUCACAGGUCCUGUGGCUCUUAGGGAGAAAAGCCUGGAUCCUGCUGCUGCUGCUGCAUCCCAGCCAGCAAUUCCAGGUCCCCACAGACCGUUUAAGAGAGGGAGUGAGCCAGUCUUAGUACAUUCCUUCCCUCUGGAACCAUGAUUUCAUUAUUCUUGAGAACGAGCUGGUGACAGAGUUCAUCCCUUGACUCCAGCGAAUGUUUUGCUGCACAGAGCUGUAAGAGCUGUACAGAGCUCUCCCCCUCUGCUCUGCUGGUAAUUAGGGACAAUCAAAUGGCUAAUUAGGAAACUGCACCUUAUUAAGGCUCCUUUCCCCUGUAAGUAAAACUCAAACCUCUGUGAGCUCCUUAUAGAACAGGUUUGGGGUUAUUUAAUGUUUGAUUGGGAAGAGGGAACAGCAGCACAGCAGGGGGAUGGAGACACAUUCAUGUCCCCCUUAGCCCCCAGCUGAGCUCCUGGGGUGGGACUGGGUUUGGCAGUGCCCUGGGCCGUGCUGCUGCCCUGCUCCCAUCUCUUGGGCCUUGGCUCUGCUCCCUGCAGCGACAGGGCAGUGGCAGUGGGAGAGCAGCGGUCAGGGGUGACCAGGGCUGUGGUGGGACGAUGGGGGCUCUGCCCUGCCCUGCCCUGCCCCUCGGCUUCUGGGACAAGAGGGUCACAGUGAGAAUCCUGUUAGGUUCCAGCACGGAUCCCACUGUGGGAGCCAGAGCUGCCACUGCCGUAUCAGCAAUGGGCAGAUUCCGCUUUCCAAAUAUUCACACAAUGACCCUGCGGGAGGUCUCAGAUCUCGAUCGUUGUGGCCACACUGCAGGAUGUGGGCACUGCU
Poecile atricapillus (Black-capped chickadee) is the source of this 4891-nucleotide messenger RNA. It is a transcript of the gene MED16, whose product is annotated as mediator complex subunit 16. The record is from RefSeq and is a predicted model, not a curated record. Gene Ontology annotation, cellular component: mediator complex. The transcript is spliced from 15 exons. Gene Ontology annotation, molecular function: protein binding. NCBI's taxonomy places the organism in Eukaryota, Metazoa, Chordata, Aves, Passeriformes, Paridae. Bases 645 to 3137 code for a protein of 830 amino acids. Gene Ontology annotation, biological process: positive regulation of DNA-templated transcription.